Molecule: messenger RNA, 3989 nt
Organism: Anoplopoma fimbria (sablefish)
Lineage: Eukaryota; Metazoa; Chordata; Actinopteri; Perciformes; Anoplopomatidae
Gene: h6pd
Product: hexose-6-phosphate dehydrogenase (glucose 1-dehydrogenase)
Exons: 5
Coding region: 137-2512 (791 amino acids)
Biological process (GO): glucose metabolic process; pentose-phosphate shunt; pentose-phosphate shunt, oxidative branch
Cellular component (GO): endoplasmic reticulum
Molecular function (GO): glucose-6-phosphate dehydrogenase activity; 6-phosphogluconolactonase activity; NADP binding
Source: RefSeq, a predicted model, not a curated record
CAGAACUAUAUUAGUUCACCAAAUCACCAGCUCUCAAGGGACUUUAAAGCAGCUGGAGAAAGACACAGUGCCAAGUCAUUUAUUGCUCAUCUUCCUUGCCUGGAAAUUGGUGAGUUCAGACAGUUAGGACCAGAGCAUGUUUGUGACUGCGCUCCUGCUUCUGGUCGCUCUGUGUGCCAAGGGAGGACAUGGCGAGGAGAGAGCAGAGGCACAGAGAACCGGCCAUGUUUCAGUGGUCAUAGUGGGAGGCACAGGUGACCUGGCAAAGAAGUACCUGUGGCAGGGCUUCUUCCAGCUGUACGCUAACCAGGUCGGAAGUGGAAACACCUUUUCCUUCUAUGGCGGAGGACUGUCACCUGCCGACACGGCCACACCGGUCCUCUUUGAGAUCCUUAAGGCGGUGUCCUGCUCAAAGGAUGUAUCACAGGAGCGCUGUGCUCUGCUCAAAGAGCAGUUCCUGCGGCUCGCACAGUAUCGGCAGCUGAAGACCUUAGAGGAAUACCAGGAUCUGGCCAAGCACAUUGAGCAAGAGCUUCAACAAGAGGGAAUGACCGAGGCAGGCAGGCUAUUCUACCUCUCAGUACCAGCCUUUGCAUAUGCAGAUGUGGCUGAUAAGAUAAAUAAUAGUUGUAGGCCGACUGGCGGGGCGUGGCUGAAAGUGGUGCUAGAGAAACCUUUCGGACAUGACUUCAGGAGUGCUCAGGUACUUGCAACUCAGCUCGGGAACUCCUUGAAGGAUGAAGAAAUGUACAGAAUUGACCAUUACCUGGGGAAACAGGUGGUUGCAAAGAUACUUCCAUUCAGAAUAGAGAACAAGAAGUUUCUGGAUCCCAUCUGGAACAAGCACCACAUCGAGAGGGUGGAGAUCAUAAUGAAAGAGACCCUUGACGUUAAAGGUCGGAUUUCCUUCUAUGACCAAUACGGGGUGAUCAGAGAUGUGCUACAGAACCACCUGACUGAGGUCAUGACCCUGUUGACGAUGAGGCUUCCCGUGAACCUCAGCAGCAGUGAAGAAGUCCUCCAAAACAAGCUGCAGAUCUUCAGUUCCAUGCUGCCUUUGGGAAAGAAUCAGGUUGUGGUCGGCCAGUACCAGGCAUACCAAGCAGCAGUUCAGCAGGAGAUGAAUAAGACCAAAGGUCAUGUCAGUCUCACACCAACAUUUGCAGCUGUUUUGGCACACAUCGAUGAGGCCCAGUACGAAGGUGUGCCAAUCCUUUUGAUCUCAGGGAAGAUGUUAGAUGAACGGGUGGGAUAUGCACGCAUACUUUUCAAGAAUGACAUCUUCUGUAUUCAGAACCCCGAUAGCGUCCACUGCAAGCCCAAACAAAUAGUUUUCUACUUUGGGCAUGGCAAUCUUCAAUAUCCAGCAAUUCUUGUGAGUAAGAAUUUAUUCCGGCCAGUUUUGAUGGACGGUGAAUGGAAGGAAGUGACGGAGCAUAAAGAUGUCAAUGUUCUAGGUUUACCUAUUUCAGACUACUAUGUGCAAACUCCAACAAAGCAGAAGGAGGCCUAUUCAGAACUUAUUUCUCACAUUUUCGCUGGAAAUAAAAAUAGUUUCAUUAGUGCUGAAAACCUGCUGGCCUCCUGGGGCUUAUGGACUCCACUACUCAAUAGCUUAGCCAGCUCUUAUCCCCGCAUUUACCCCGGGGGAACCGACAAUAGAGACCUGCUGGACAUCCGUGUGAAUGGUAAAGACAUCGAAUACAACACUGAGGUGGUGAUAAUCGGCGCUGAUCAGAUGGGUGGCUCUGCGGCAAACAGUUUCCAAGUAAUGCAGGGCAAAUUCCGUAGUGCUGACAUGGUGUCGGCCUGGCCUGAGGAGCUGGUGGAGAGGCUGGCUGUGGACAUUCAUGAAGCAGCGGAGGCAGCUGUGCGUGAGGGCGGCGUUUUCCAUCUUGCCCUCUCCGGUGGGUCCACUCCCCUCGCUCUGUUCCACAGGUUGGCCCUGCACCACUUCUCCUUCCCCUGGCGCUACACCCAUGUGUGGAUGGUGGACGAGCGGUGCGUGCCGCUGACUGAGCUGGAGUCAAACUUUCACGGCCUGCACGACCAUCUACUGCAACAUGUAAGGAUUCCCUAUUACAACAUCCACCCCAUGCCAGUGCAGCUCAACCAGCGUCUAUGUGUGGAGGAGGACGGAGGAGCGCGGCUGUAUGAGAAAGAGAUCGGCAACCUGGUUAACGACUCCAGCUUCCACUUUGUGCUGCUGGGCGUCGGCUAUGACGGCCACACAGCCUCUCUGUUCCCCGCUAGUAAAGUGGAUGAACUGGGGGAGAGUCUGGUGGCGCUCACUGAGAGCCCCAUCAAACCUCACCAACGCAUGAGCCUCACUUUCAGUGCCAUUAACCGAGCUCGUACGGUGGCUCUCUUAGUGAUGGGCAAAGGCAAGCAUGAACUGAUCACCCAGCUGAGCCGAGUGAAGGAAAACCCAGAGAAGUGGCCCGUCACCGGGGUGAAGCCUGAUGACGGCAGGCUAGUCUGGUACAUAGACUAUGACGCACUUUUAGGAUAGGCUCAUAUUGCUUUCAAUCAGACUAUUUUUUCAAUGAGCCAGCAGGACCAGUGGGUUUACAUGUUUUAGUUUAUUAACUAUAAUCCCCUUCAGGUCUCCCUCUGAAGCUACUCCCCCAAAAUAACCAUAAUGAACCUAAACAACAACCUAUUGUUAGUACACACAGCUGUCAACCCAGCAGCUCGUGAAAGACUGCUGAUGCACAAUGAGUGCAGGUUGGCUGAUUACAGUCAUUACAGUCCUGCAACAGAUACAAGAUAUAGAUUUAGAUUUUGUCACAGGAUUUAUUGAUUUCUGUAGUGAAGUAAUGAGAUUACAUUACCCGCCCUAGCUCUUCCUUUACUGCUGUAUUUUUCUACUUUAUUCCAUCAGGUUGCUUUCAGGAAUGUUGAGUCUUUACAAUAUGAAAUUCAUUCAAAUCUCUCUCUGUGUGUGUGAAAUACAUAUGCAGACUUAUUUUCAUAGUUUAUGCCUAUAUAUGUGUGAGAUGAGUGAAAAUCUAGACUACCAUUAUUCACAGAGUACAUGGUAUGUAGCACUUUAUGCAUAUCUGUAAACAUCUUGUGCCAACUAACAAACUAAGAUUUAUUACUUAUUAUUAUUUUAUUACCCAGGGUGCUUGUAUGAUCUCAGGUGAUUUUGUGAAUUGGCAGAUGUUCAAUUUGUAAUCCACACUUCUCGAUUGUAUGUUUUCUAUAGUUAAGUGGCAGUGACCCACUUAACAUUUCAUCAGUGAGAAAAUACUGUGCGACUGGUGUCAUUCAAAUAUAUACAUACAUAUAAUAUUAAUAUAUGUAUUAUUAAUAUAUGUUCUUGAAAUGCUUCAGGUUAUUAUAAUUAAAUAAAUGAGUGGGUGCACAACUAAUAAAGCAGCACAUUACUGACCCAUUCACAUUCCACUGUAAAACAAUGUGGAACUAGAAUACUUUUUAUACAUGUAGUCCAAACAAGAGCAGCUUUAUUUAGAUUAUUAAUAUUUUGAUUUAUAUACCUUCUUUGGAUUAGUGUGCCACUGAGUUUCAGCAAUCAUGUUAUUGUGUUUCAGUUUGAUCUAUCUUGGUGAGCAUUAUUUCAGCUGAAGAGAGGAGACAUUGUCCUGCAUCCUGUUUUUGAAAAACAGUAAGGGUGUGUAAAGAGCAAGUAGAAAACAGUCUGUGUUAUACAGUCAUUACAUCUACAAAACAUUUCAACAUGAAUUGUAAGGUGAGCACCACGUGUUGUAAUUUUGAUUUUCUUUUCAUAAAUAUCUUUUUCCAUUUUGUGAGAGUUAUAAACUGAUUCAAAUCGAAUGCAUUUCCCUUGAAAUGUAUUGCUAUAAUCUGUUGCUUUUCCAGUGAGCUAAACCUCUCAUUCAGUACUGUAUUAAUGAUUAUUACACUGAAUAAAGCAAAAGAUACAUAUGUAUUAGCUUUCUAUGGCUAAUAGUUACAUGAAACAAAUGUCCCAACAAAUAAAAAGCAAACAGCUUUGAACAAUC